Molecule: messenger RNA, 8173 nt
Organism: Chelonia mydas (Green sea turtle)
Lineage: Eukaryota; Metazoa; Chordata; Testudines; Cheloniidae
Product: protocadherin Fat 4-like
Exons: 45
Coding region: 832-7791 (2319 amino acids)
Biological process (GO): homophilic cell-cell adhesion
Cellular component (GO): plasma membrane
Molecular function (GO): calcium ion binding
Source: RefSeq, a predicted model, not a curated record
UCAGCUGAUAUUAUUAAUGGAGUUUUUACACACCAAAACAAAUUCUUCUGCACCAAGGACACAGAGGAGAAAUGGUCAUCCAUUCUUCCCUGUGCUAGGACCUUCUCAUCCAAGAAGCUCAUGGAAGUUUCCAGAUCUCUCUGUUUUGUCCUGCUUUGUUGGGUUUCGUUCUUCUGCCUUGAUGCACAACAAAUCACAAGCAUAAGUUGUGACAAUACACCCAAAGAACUACAGCUGUCACCACUGCCUGACGAAUAUACAGGGGACAUUGAAUGGAUUAAAAGUAUUCCACCAAAUGUGAUUUUGACAUUAGGAGGAAACAUAUUCCCAGAACACUAACAGUAUGUGGAGCUGUUAUUCACUCCUGGAUCUAAUAAUGCAACCGUGAGGACUACUAAGCCACUGGACGCUGACACCCUUGAGAACAGCUACCUUUUUUAUGAUAUUUUUUGCCAAAGGACUGGGAUAAAUGAAAAACUGAAGAAUGCACGUAAAUUAUUCUUAAAUGAUAUAAAUGACAAUUCUCCAGUAUUUCUGCAAACCCACUACAGCGUUUCAAUAUCAGAGGCAACUGAAGUAAAUCUGACAGUAAUAAAAGUGGAAGCUCAGGAUAAAGAUCUGACACCUGAUUUCAGCAUCAUUAGUUACAGUCUUUUGGGUCCAAACUCUGAUUACUUUCACAUAAAGGAAGGGGAUGGGAACAUCACGCUGAAAAAAGUUUUGGAAUACAAGAAGAUCAACAGUUUCAAUCUAACGGUACAAGCUAAGGAAAAACUUGGAGUCAACAACGGCACAGCAUCAUUGCUAAUUCAUGUAUGGGAUUAUGAUACAAUGAACUCCUAUUUCAAUCAAUCAAUGUACAAAGCAACAAUCCUAGAAAACAAGACUGGCACUCUGCCUACUCUCCCAGAGAAGAUUGUUGCUAAAGAUGGAGACAUAGGUAUAAAUGAAAAAGUAUCGUACAGCAUCCAACAUGUGGACCCUCCAGGUUACCACAGCACUUUCUCAAUUGAGGCUGACAGUGGAGUGCUGGAAUUAAAGACCCCAAUUGACAGAGAGAAUUGCUCCUUCCUUACUGUUGAGAUUAAGGCUACUCAGCAGGACAAUGAUCUUAAAACAGCUAACACGAUAGUGUUGGUUACUAUCCAAGAUCUGAAUGACAAUCCUCCAGAAUUUCCACAAUCAAGUUAUAUGGUCUCGGUUCCAGAAAACUCCCCAGAUGGGACAAUGGUGCUUCAAGUAACCGCCACUGACAAAGAUGAGGAUGGCUUCCGUGGAACAUUCAGUCUCAUUCCGGAUGACAGUCCCUUCCAAAUAAGUGACACUGGGAUCCUGACUGUGAGGAACUCCAGUGCCUUAGACAGGGAGAGAACAGCAACUAUCCUCCUUCAGGUUAAAGCUAGAGAUCAUUUGUUACCCUACUUUGAGGCCCACUCUACAGUCACCAUAUCACUGCUGGAUGAAAAUGACAACACUCCAGCCUUUGAAGGCACACCAUACAAACAGCAGAUUUUCUCCAACAUGACUGCAGGAAUGCCCAUUCUUCAGGUUGUGGCUCAUGAUCCAGAUGAUGGCAGAAAUGGAGAGACAUGGUUUCUCUUAGUGAGCGGCAAUGAAGAAGGACACUUUGAACUGAAUGAAACCUCUGGGCAAAUCAGUUUGAAAACACUGAUCCCAUUACUAGUCAACCAACUGAAGAACUUCACCUUGUGGAUAACCGCUACAGAUGGUGGAAUGGUGCCAAGAAGUUCAUCAGUUCCAGUACAGGUCUUUGCAGUUGGAGAUUCUAGACCUCGGUUUAUUCACAAAACAUAUGAUGGGACGUUGGAGGAAGAAUUAAACAGCCCUGUCCCAGUAACAAGAGUAGUAUUUGUGUCUGUGGAUCCCCACAUUCCAGUUGCAUUGCAAGUUUUGACGGAAUCAGAUAUUUUUGAUGUUGACAUCAAUGGAACCAUCUGGACAAAAACCAAACUGGACUAUGAAUCCCAGAAAUCUCAUGAGAUAAACGUUUCUUUGACUGACGGAAAAACAAUUGACUAUGCUGCAGUGUUUAUCAAAGUUACAGACAUCAAUGAUAACAGUCCUGUGUUCAGUGCAAUCAAUGCUACCAUUAAUGUGCUAGAGAGCAUGCAAGUUGGAGCCACUGUUCUCAAUGUGUCAGCUGCUGAUGCAGAUGAUGGCUUUAAUGGGUUAGUGUCUUAUACUCUAAAAGGUGGAGAGGGAAAGAUGGAUAUUGACUCUGUGACAGGAUUAAUUGUGCUGAGAAGGGAACUGGACAGAGAAACACAAGCAUUUUAUAACUUAACAGUUAUUGCCAGUGACCAAGGUCAACCGGCUCUCUCUGCAGUUGUGAACUUUACUAUCUUUGUUGAUGAUGUGAAUGACAACCCUCCAACUUUUCCCUUGAGCGGAUACGAAGUGAGGGUCUCUGAGGAUGAAAUGAUUGGGAAGGUGCUAGUGACAGUGUCUGCUACGGAUUUGGAUUCUGGGGCCAAUGCUCAGGUGAAGUACAGAAUAAUUAGUCAGCUUCCUCUGACUUCCAUGCCGAUGGUCCUUGUCAAUUCAACCACAGGCCAGCUCACCCUGAGCCAGCAGCUGGAUUAUGAAACUGUCAAACUGUUUGAAGUAAGAGUGGAGGUAUCAGAUGAAGGGAUCCCAAGCCUCAACACCAGUAUGCUUGUUGUUAUCCAGGUACUGGAUGUCAAUGAUAACCCUCCUGAAUUUAGUCAGGCAGUGUACAGUAUAUUUGUUCUUGAAAACAUACAGAAGGACAGCCUCAUCUACGCACUCAAUGUUACUGACAAGGAUCAGGUCGGCUUCUCUCAGGGGUAUUUUAUUCUUAACAAUACUAUGUUUGCUGUCAAUAAACAUGGGAUACUUUCAAUAAGGAAUGACACAGAACUCGACAGAGACUCUACACCCAGGUUAACUUUGCAAGUAUGGACAGUUGAUGCUGAAACGGAAGGGCUCAAUUCUAGUGCUCUGUUAGAUAUCACAGUUCUGGAUGUCAAUGACAAUAACCCUGAGUUUCAGAUGCAGCCCUUCAGUUUUACAACCCUGGAAGGAGACUAUACACAGGAUGCACCUACCGUAGUUGGACAUGUAGCUGCCACAGAUUUGGAUGAGGGAGAAAAUGCCCACAUCACAUUUCACCUAUUCGCAGAAGAUGGGGUGAAUCCAUUUAGCAUCCAACAAAAUGGAACUAUUUUGGCUAAUGGGUUUAUGGACAGAGAAAUCAAAGAGAAAUAUGAGCUUUUGUUAGUGGCAUCUGAUAAUGGAGUACGUCAGAGACAGAAUUUCACAUAUGUCACCAUAAGUGUAUUAGAUGUAAAUGAUAAUCCUCCACAGUUUACAAAGACACAGUAUUCUGCAAAUAUACGUAUAGCAACUGAAAAAGAGGGAGUUUCUGUUCUGUCAGUAUCUGCUACUGAUCGUGACCUUGCGAACAAUUCUCUUAUUUCAUACAGCUUCAUGAACCAUUCUGAUGAUUUCUGGAUAAAUAAUCUUACUGGAGAGAUCACUCUCACCAGUGAUCUAGCCCAUAUCACAGCUGACACAGUCAUUACAUUGACAGUCAUUGCUACUGACCAUGGGGUUCCUCAGCUAACAUCAAAUGCUCCUGUUAUUCUCUAUUUGCUGGUAAAUGACACUGACUUUGGACUGACUUUUGAAAGCUCCAGCUAUGAGUUCAGUGUUUUGGACCAGGAACCAGUCACAACUGCUGUUGGCUCUGUGAAGGCCCUGACUGGAAGCAUAGCCAUUAGAGUCAUAUACUCUCUCAAGUCACAUACUGACAAGUUUUCUGUUAAUGACCAAGGAAACAUUAUGACCCUUGUCAGUUUAGAUCGAGAAGAGCAGGAUCUUUACAGCAUCAUUGUAGAAGCCAUUGAUUCUGCGAUGCCACCCAAUUCAGCUGUGACUUCGGUACAGCUGAGGCCUGGGAUGUGGGUUCCAAAUGAGAGCAACAUUGAUAUGGUUUGGCAAUACAUCUUUACAAUCAUUGUGAAUGACACCAAUGACAAUUCUCCUGUUUUCUCAACACUGAUUCAAACCAAACGAUCAGCUCCUGAGAAUGAAGACACUAUAGAUUUUGGCAUAUUUUCUGCUGUAGACCAAGAUGUAGGAGUGAACGCCCUUAUAAGCUACUCUUUGGAGAAUCACUUUGAGGGAACUUUCCAUAUUAACAGUUCCACUGGCAGGCUGACUUCAAAAAGAGCCUUGGACAGGGAAAUGGUGGACAGUUAUGAAUCGAAAAUAAUAGCCACUGAUUCUGGAUUUCCCAAACAAUCUGCAAGUUUAGUUCUCAGCAUCACUGUGGAAGAUGUGAAUGACAACCCUCCAGUGUUCCUACAGAAAUCAUUUAAUGUGACUGUGAAAGAGAAUGAGCCUCCAAGUGUGAUUUUGAAUGUGACAGCCACAGAUAAAGACACAGGUUACAAUGCUAUUAUUCAUUAUGGUCUAACUGAAGCAACUUCAUUUUAUCUCGGAGAACUUUCUGGACAUAUUACAACCCUGCAGCCUCUGGAUUAUGAAAAUUGUGCCCAACACACAAUUGUACUGAAAGCUUUCAAUCCUGGAGAUCCACAUUUCCAGGAUACAGCAAAUGUUACAGUUAACGUGGAAGAUGUAAAUGAAGAAGGACCCAGAUUUGACAGGCCUUCAUACUACAAGAUUCUUCAAGACAGUUCAACUGCUGGCAUGAUGGUAAUAGAUAUCAAUGCAACAGAUGAAAGCAAAGGUUUUGAUGAAGGCAUUUACUACAAUCUAACAGGUGGGAAUUUUGAAGGCCUUUUUAAGAUUUCAAGUAUCAUGGGACAGAUCACUUUGACAAGAGACAUAGUGAAACAAACUACCACUGUGCAGUAUUCUUUGAUGGUCACUGCAACAGACUCAGGUCUUCCACCUCUUUCAACCUCUGUCAAGGUGUCAGUGAUGAUUGCGCCCAUCAACACUUCAUUCCCAGUGUUCUCUGCAGUUGUCUACCAGCCUGAUGCUCUGAGUGAGAAAGCAUUAGCAGGGACAUUCGUAGUACAGAUCAGCGUGCUGUAUAAGAGUCCUGUAAUAUACACCAUUAUAUCAGGCAAUGAAAAGGGUUACUUUAGUAUUGAUCAGUUUAGUGGCAUAAUAAGAACAACAAAGAACCUGACAGUAGAAGAGUUUCCAAUCCUCUUUAUCGUGCAAGCAAUAGAUUCGUCUGAACCCAACAUCUACAGUCAAGCUUCUGUGCAAGUGACAGUCAUUGAUGAAAAUGAUUUCCCUCCUGUUUUCCCAUCCUCUUUGCUUGAAGCAACACUACAAGAGAAUUCAACUUCUACCCAAAUCAUUCAGCUGAAGGCUCAAGAUAAUGAUACAGGUAGAAACGGUUUUCUCACAUACGGCAUUCUGAGUGGAGAUAGACAGAAAUUCAGGAUAGAUGAAGCUACUGGGAUUCUUUACUCCACUGUUCCUGUUGAUUAUGAAGAGGGACCUACAAAGUAUCAGGUUGUAAUAUAUGCUGAAGACAGUGGGAUCCCUGAGAAGAAAAGGGGUUAUUACACCAUCAUCAUAAACAUCAUUGACAUUAAUGACUGCCAACCAGUGUUUGACCCAGUCAAUACACUCAGUGUUACGGAAAAUGCACCUGUAGGAUUCAUUGUUGGAAAAGUCACUGCAACAGACAAAGAUGAGGGAGAUAAUGCCUUUGUUCUGUAUAAUCUCAUAGGUGGUGGUGGAAAUAUAUUUGAAAUAGAUGAAGUACAUGGGAACAUUAAGGUAAAGAAUUCCCCAGACUAUGAAACCCUGAACAGAUACAUCCUUACAGUGAACGCAUGCAACAAUAAAUCUGCCCCUUUCUAUCAGGCCAAUACUACUGUCACUGUUGUAGUGGCUGAUAUAAAUGAUAACGCUCCAGAAUUCACUGAGGACUCCUAUUUUGCUGCAAUAAACAUGACUAAUCCUGUAGCAGCUCAUGUCAUUACUGUGAAAGCCACAGACAAAGAUCAGGGGGAAAAUGCUCUUAUUGAAUACUAUAUCCUGUCGGAUGUUAGCUUCAGCCCGUUCUUCCUGACUGAGGAUAUAAAUGAGGGGAAAAUAAUAACAAUUGGAAACCUGUCCAAACCUGGAGAGAUGCCUUUGAGAAUAAUAGCUAAAGACCGAGGUUCUCCUCCAUUAAAUAGCACAGCCUUGAUUAUGCUCAAUGUGCUUGACAAUCGCCCGUUUGUCCCACAGUUUAAUCAGACUGACAUCAGCACAACUGUGAUGGAAGAUACAGGAGCUGCACAUUUAGUUUACACUUUUGCUGUGACAGAAGCCUUAGGGAGACAAAUUGAUUACAAAAUUGUAUCUGGCAAUGAGCGUGCCCAUUUUAUACUGGAUACAAAAAGUGGACAGCUAAAAACUGCAAUUAACUUGAACUAUGAGGAAAUUUCUCAGUAUACAAUUACAGUUGAAGCAAAUGAAAGUCCCUCCUCUGUCACACGGGUCCAGUAUUCAGGUCUGUUUUCUCAAAAUGUGGCAAGACUAACAAUCUUAGUGCAAGAUGUAAAUGAAAAGCCAGCAUUUUUGAAUAGCUCCUACUCUGUUCGGAUCUUGAACUCAGUGCCGUACAAAUUCCCAGUUGUUAAAGUUCAGGCCACAGACCCAGAUUCUGGAGAUAAUGGGUUUCUGCUGUACAGUUUGGUGAAUCAUCAAACCAAUGAAUUUGACAUUGAUGAAAAUACAGGGCAGAUUUAUACAGUGUCAGUGACAGGAAAGAUUGAAUCAUUUCCUUUGCAAGUCAAAGCUGCAGACCAAGGAGGGAAAGGACUUACAACACAAGCAACAGUCGAUGUAACCAUUGAUCCCAGUUCCAAUGAUAACAUUGUGGUACUUGUCCUUAGUCAGAAGAUCAAUAUUGUUGAAAGAAACAUUCCUGAAUUAAAAAGGGUUCUAGAAGAAAAACUCGAAUGGACUGUUUACAUCAUUGAUGUGUUAUCUAAAAUUGUUGACAGAAGAGUAAGAGAAAGCACUGAUGUAACCCAUGUAAAGAUUGUUGCUGUUGAUCAGACAGCCCAAGCAAUACCUGAGGAGCAUGUAAAAAGAAAAUGUAAGGAACAAGAGAUGGCCAUUCAAACUGAACUGGAGAAAAUAUUUGGAACUUCUGUUUCUGUUGCAGUAGAAGAGAUACCUGUUGACUCAAUGCCCUCUGAACUUAUAGCAACCAUAAUUCUAAGUAUUCUGCUGGGCUGCACUCUUAUAGCCUUUGUGACAUACAUAUUUGUUAAUAGAAAAAGAAAUGCUAAACUACAACUCUCAGUCAAGGAACACAAUGAAAUUAACAGAAAUAUAGGAAAUCCUUAUGCAACAGACAGUGAUACAAGUCCACAAAAUGUAAGGAAACAAGAUGACAAUGAUGCCCAAGUGAUGGAGGUUAAAGAUGGGAAAAAUAUCAAUAAAAACAAUGAUGAGAAGGAAAUAUUAGUAGAGAAACAAAAAUGUGAUGACCGUGACAUUCUACUAUUAGAUGGUAAAAAUGAACAUGAAGAAAAUGUAGCACUCAAAGAGACCACUGAGCCUAAUAAUGUAGCUCCUCAACUCACUACAGAAGCUGUUACCAAACAGACUUGCUUCCUAACAGAAACAAAUGAUGGACCAGCUUUUUCCUUAACACCCGAUCCAAGAAUGCGUAAUAAUGGGAAAGGACUGAAAGGAGUAAGGUUUUCAGAAGUGGCAAUUAUUUUGGAGCCAGAGACUGAACAAAAUGACCCUGAUCUUGACAUUUUGGCAGCACUGACAGAGAGGGAGGACGAAGGACCUCAUAUCUCCACCUUGUGAGAAUCACAACCCUUGCUCUUAGAGUCAUUUAAAGUAUUUUGUUGUUCUAAUAAAGACAGGAACAUUGUCCAGAUUUUGAUUCCUAUAUGUAUAUGCUGUAAGAGACUGACUGGGAAGUAAAUAAGUACUACAUUAAGGAGACGUAGCUUCUGAAAAUCAAGGAUGUGCUCAGCAAAAAAGUGUGUAUGAUUAUACUUCAAACUUGUUUUCCUAAGAGCAAUGAUAUUUUAAAAUGUGAUUAGUUUUUUGUGCCCUUUCAGACAUGAUAAGAAAACAUCCUCUGUGAUGACUUUUCAUAAUUUAAGGAAAAACAUUGUCCCCUACUAUCAAAUCAUUUUAUAUCCUUUUGCUGUUACCCAUGUACAACAAAUAAACACUGCCC